AUGGAUGAUACCAAUACCAAGCAAGCCUAUCUGGAAUCAAUUCAUCAACCUCUUGGUCAAGAAACGUUGAGAACAAUGGAAAUGAAAGGACAACCUUUAAAUGCUACAUCUUUCGGUGAACUCCAUAAUUGGAUCAUGAGGACGUUAAAGAAGCUUUGCAAUCAAAAUGCUUUCCUCAAAUACAUCAACGCUGCAGGGAGAAAAUUGGAGAACGCUUGUGAAAAGCCUUAUUUACAAAUUAAGUGUAGCCGCUCUAUGAAAGAUUGUGAUUGUCCAGGAAAGAAGAAAUUUCAAAAAAGAAGAAUGAAGUUUUCACACAGAGAAGUUUCUCUUAAUCCUUUCAGAAGAAAGAAAAGAUUUUUCAGGAGAAAAUUCUCAAAGAAGAAAGAAAAUAGAUGUUUUAUCUGUGGAAAGAAAUGCCACUUUGCAAAAGUAUGUCCUUAUAAGAAAAAGGACAAAAUUCUCCAUCAGAUGUUCACAACUACUAAGAUUGAUUAUGGAAAUGAUGAUUUGGAGUCUCUUUUUUCUAAGCAAGAUGAACAAUCUCAAGAGACUGUCUUCACUCUCGACUAUGAUUCUGAUGGAAGUCUUUCUGAUGAAAUUGCUGAUACAGACAAAUGUUAUGGUAUGCAAGUUGUUAAUCCUAUCUUCUUACCCAUUCAUGUACCCAUGCCUGAAGUUAAGCUUCUUACAGGAAAAUAUGAAAGAACCAUAACAGUUCCAGCACUAUUUGAUACUGGUGCAUGCUGUUCAAUUCUUAAUCCCGCUAUUCUUCCUGAUGAUAUGUGGAAAAAUUAUCAGCAAACUUUUCAAGUUGCAAAUGGAGAAAGUUUUUCAACAGAAAUAGUCAGCAAGCCUGUUACAAUUCAGUUCUUCCUUGAACUUGGUAUUUAUCACAAGUUAUUAGGAUCAUCUUUGCUUUGUAAAGAUCUCAUCAUUGCAUGGGAUAUUAUCAAACAUACCCAUAACAAAUGA
Molecule: messenger RNA, 975 nt
Organism: Fraxinus pennsylvanica
Lineage: Eukaryota; Viridiplantae; Streptophyta; Magnoliopsida; Lamiales; Oleaceae
Source: the annotation of a GenBank genome assembly